AAUGGUAAAGAAGAGCCUAUAUGUAAUUCUUUGACUGGAACAGAUAGUUAAGCGUGAGAGAAUGUCCAACUUCAAAAUCGGCAGUGCAUCUGCACUCAAGUUCAAUAAGGAUUUCAGCUGCUUCGCCUGUUGCACCGCCUCUGGCGUGCAGGUGUUCAACACUGAUCCCUUGCAGGAGAAGAGGAAGAUAUCCGAACUGGGAACCUGUUCUCUGGUCCAAAUGAUGGGCAGAUCCAACUUUAUAGCAAUUGUAGCUGGAGGAAAGUCGCCUAUUUUUGACGACUCAACAGUGGCACUUUGGGACGACGCAAAGAGCAAAAUAGUGACCCAGUUGAAAUUCAAUGAACCGGUGCUAAACGUCAAACUCAAAGCCUCCCUAAUAGUGGUUGUUGUUCCAACAAGGAUCCACAUAUUCCAGUUCUUGCCAGAGAUCCAGAAGUUGGCGUCCAUCGAAACCAAAGAAAACUUAGCCGGUAUCUGUGACAUGUGUCUGGAACCGGGCAAAGACUUACUCCUCUUUCCAGCACACAGAGUGGGAUCUAUCCAGAUACUCUCGGUCUCGGCAGCCGCUCUCUUACAUGUGGUGUCCACCGCACCUGUCACCAUUGCAGCCCACAAGAACCCAAUUGCCAUUAUAUCUUUAGAUUCGGCUGGGAACUUUGUAGCCACUGCUUCUAGUAAGGGUACUUUGGUGCGUGUAUUCGACACAGCUCAAAGGAAUCUGGUGGCUGAAUUCAGACGAGGAGCCGACAGUGCAAUGUUAUAUAGCAUCUCCUUCAGUCUCGAUUCCUCCUACCUGUGUGUGUCAAGUGACAAAGGCACAGUGCAUGUAUUCGCAGUCAAAGACAUCCUCCAGAACAGAAGAUCCAACCUGAGACACGUCAUGCCUACUGGCACCUCAGGUGGUAUUCUGGCCCCCUAUGUGACGUCACAAUGGGCACUCGCUUCCUUCACUACUCCGGCCGAGUGUCCGACUGCGGCUGCGUUCUCGUCUCAUAACACUAUCGUGGCCAUUUGUUCGGAUGGAUCCUACUUCAAGUACAUCUUCAGUGUGGAUGGCAGUGGCAUCAUCAACCGAGAGAUGUACGACAACUUCCUUCAACUCGCACUCUCCUCCCCUGAAAACGACUUCUGAUCAGAACUGACAACACGCUUAGUUUUAUCACGUGAUAUCUCCUGUAGUGUCUGUUCUUCGAUUGUAAUUACGGGGAUUUGAAAGAAUCGCAAAAAUUCAAGAUGCAGUUUUUUUUGCAGGCACUCAACUAUUUCAUUUGUCUGAAAAAGUGUUCCACUCUGCAAACAUUUAUAAAUUAUAGUUGUGGUACUAGUUAGAAUGAUUCACUUAUUAGAUUGAUAGACAUUGAAGAUAGAUAGUGAUCUUGAUAGAAACAUUAUCAGCAAAAAGUUUUUUGAGCUUAAGCCAGCAUAAGUAGGAGAUUCAUCAAUGAGUUUUUUUAAUAACGAUGAACAAG
Messenger RNA from Symsagittifera roscoffensis, 1472 nucleotides. Its product is annotated as WD repeat domain phosphoinositide-interacting protein 4-like. The transcript has 8 exons. The record is from RefSeq and is a predicted model, not a curated record. Gene Ontology annotation, cellular component: extrinsic component of membrane; cytosol; phagophore assembly site membrane. Gene Ontology annotation, biological process: nucleophagy; protein localization to phagophore assembly site; protein lipidation. The coding region runs from base 62 to 1135 and encodes 357 amino acids. Gene Ontology annotation, molecular function: phosphatidylinositol-3-phosphate binding; protein binding; phosphatidylinositol-3,5-bisphosphate binding. Lineage: Eukaryota; Metazoa; Xenacoelomorpha; Acoela; Convolutidae.